Molecule: messenger RNA, 1896 nt
Organism: Aspergillus melleus
Lineage: Eukaryota; Fungi; Ascomycota; Eurotiomycetes; Eurotiales; Aspergillaceae
Gene: CDC6
Product: AAA family ATPase CDC6
Exons: 3
Coding region: 1-1896 (631 amino acids)
Biological process (GO): cell division; mitotic DNA replication checkpoint signaling; DNA replication initiation
Cellular component (GO): nucleus
Molecular function (GO): DNA replication origin binding; ATP hydrolysis activity
Source: RefSeq, a predicted model, not a curated record
AUGGCAGCCUCGGUUCUAGGAAAGCGCCAACGCGGUGCUAUUGACACAGAAGCCCCGUCAUUGCCACUGCGCAGCGCAAGCAAGCGCCGGACACAACCCCCGCGGAUUCUUCGGGAAGAUUCCAAGGCGUCUUUGUCGUCAUCUCGCCAACUGCGAUCGAGAGCGAGGAAACCGGACGCGCCACAACACGACUACCAAACAGAUACCAAAGAGUUUGCCAAUGGGAAUGUGCUGCCUAAAUCUGUGGGUAAGGAGGAGGAAGAAAAGGAAGAGGAGGAGCCAUCCUGUGUCUCGGAAUCGGUCAAUGAUGAAAACACCAAGCCCGUUCAACUCAAAACUCCGUCCAAGUCGAGGUUCCGGGACGCUCUGGACUCUCCGCCCAUUACACCCAGGCACAGAGUUCAAGUCGGGGGAAAAUCGUUUACUCCGCGCACUCCUCGACAGACUUCUACUCCUACAAUGACCCAAACAAUAUACACGAAUGCCAGGCAAUUGUUCGCACGAGGCGCAAACUCGGUUCAAAUAGUUGGUCGAGAUGCAGAGCGGGAGAAGUUGACGUCGUUUAUCCAAGACGGUGUAAAGUCCCGCCAUGGUGAUUGUUUAUACGUUAGUGGUCCUCCCGGCACUGGCAAGAGUGCUUUGGUGCAGGAGGUGUGUCGUGAGUUGGAACUCGAGUCUGUGAAGGUUGCACAUAUCAACUGCGCAAGUAUGCGGACUGCGCGCGAUGUUUACAGCAAACUUAUUGAAGAUCUUUGCGAAGAUGAUCUGGUCUUUAAGAAAAGCGAGACCGAGCGGCUGAAGAGUCUGUUCAUUCCGGAUAAGAAACAGAAUGGGUUCUUCCUUGUCACUCUGGAUGAGAUAGACCAUCUUCUUACGGCAGAUGCUGGGGUUCUCCAAUCCCUAUUUGAAUGGGCAUUGCACACCAAGUCUAAGCUGAUGCUUAUCGGUAUUGCUAACGCCUUGGACCUGACCGAUCGAUCACUACCACAACUGAAAGCGAAAAACUUGAAACCUCAACUUCUUCCUUUCCUGCCAUAUAACGCCAGCCAAAUUGCGGGUGUAAUCACCAAUCGACUUCGGUCACUGCUGCCGCAAGGUCAGCACCAAGACCCGGCCUUCGUCCCUUUUGCCCAGCCGGCCGCCAUAAUGCUGUGCGCGAAGAAAGUCGCAUCUCAAACCGGAGAUUUACGAAAAGCCUUUGAACUGGUCAAACGUGCCAUCGAUCUCAUCGAGCAGGAGACCCUCGAAAAGCUUGAGAAGCAGGCUACCUGCCCAGAAUCCCCCUCCAAAACUAUUCUCGUCGAGAACAACAACCUCUCAUCUCCGACUAAGACCAAGCAAAACCCGACUUCAACCUACACAGUCUUCACAGCGCCACGGGCUAGCAUCGCUCAUGUGGCCCGCAUUACCUCGUCUGCUUUCGGCCAAGGAACAGUCCAGCGUCUUAAAAACCUCAACCUUCAGCAAAAGGCGGCAAUCUGUGUUCUGAUUGCCCUUGAUCGGAAAAAGCGCGAAGGAGAGCACCUGGGUACCCCGUCAAAGACUCGGCAUUCCGUCCCGACCAUCAAGCAAAUUUUUGACACCUACUGUGUCUUAUGUCGUAGAGACAAUCUCCUCCACCCGCUUACUGCGACAGAAUUCAAAGAUGUUAUCAGCAACCUGGAGACGUUGGGGCUGGUGGGUGAAUACCAGGGUCGGGGUCGAGGCGGCACGGUUUCUGGUGGCUCGGACGUUAGGCGCACACCUUCCAAGUCGGGUAAUGGACCUAUGACCCCGAGUAAAUCGCUGGAUGAGCAGGGUCUCGUUUGCUUUGUUUCUCAAAAGGAGAUUGAGAGUCAGAUUGCAGGGCCAGGUGAGGGCAUCCUCAGAAGCUUACUCGGGGGCCAAGGUCUGUGA